Drosophila subpulchrella is the source of this 5367-nucleotide messenger RNA. RefSeq lists its product as uncharacterized. Gene Ontology annotation, molecular function: DNA-binding transcription factor activity. Lineage: Eukaryota; Metazoa; Arthropoda; Insecta; Diptera; Drosophilidae. The record is from RefSeq and is a predicted model, not a curated record. The transcript has 7 exons. The coding region runs from base 263 to 4516 and encodes 1417 amino acids. Gene Ontology annotation, biological process: regulation of DNA-templated transcription. Gene Ontology annotation, cellular component: nucleus.
GUCACACUGCUUCUAGAACAAAAAAAAACUAUUCGCGAAUUGGUGAAAACGCCGCUGCGGAAAUUCUGCCAGCCGAAUGAAAACCCCACGGUGGAGGGUGCGGGUGAAUAGCAAACGGAGCGUAAGAUAAAAGGCACGGCUAGCUGAGAGGCGUCACGUAGACGACGGCCGACUGAUCGAUAUUCAAUACAGGCGCAGGGCAGCGCUCACACACACACACCCACAGGGACACGCGUGUGUGUCGCCACACACACACAAACACAUGGAGAACACUCGAGGUGGCGAAAAUAAUGUAGAAUUGGCCAACGGCGGCAAGGAUUUGGCCAAGGAGUUCCAGGAGCAGGUGGAAAAUGCCCAAAAACCGGUGGAGAAGACACUGGAAGCGACGGGAGAGGUACCCCGUGAGCGGGAAACGCCCGGAAAGGGGGUAAACAACGAGGCGGCUGUGGAAAACAACAACGCAAAUGCCCGCGGAAAUGCCAGUCCAACAACUACAAGCGCAGAGGAGGCAGCAACAAAAACUAAUACUUUAGUAGAAGCAGCAGCAACAGCAGCAGCAGCAACAACAACGGCAACUGCAAACAGCAACAAUUUACCCAUACCAGAGCAACAACCAUUGCAGUCAGGCGAUGGGAAUGCAAAUAACACAACAAAAGCAAUAACAAAGCCAGCAGAAGAGGAAGAAGAAGCAAAAGCAACAACGGAGACAACAAUAACAACAACAACAAGCACAGACGAGAAGACAGGUAAAGUAAAGCGAAAUUCACAGAAAACAAAUCCAAUGCCAACUAAUGUGAUUUACACCACACCCACAACCAUCCAACCACCCGCAGAAGAGCGCAAUCACAAGAGGAAGAAGAGAGAUAAGGAGCGGGAUGACGAUAAGAAUCGGCGCAGCAGCAACAACAACAGCAGCAGCAAGGAUCGGGAUAAGGAGAGAGAGCGUGAGAGGGAGAGGGAGAGGGAACGAGAGCGCGAAAGGAAUCGCGAGAGCAGCUCAAAGACCUCCAAGGAGAGCGACCACAAGUCCAAUUCUUCGCGCAGCAAAGAGAAGAAGUAUCACCGCAGCGAUCGGGACAGAGAGAGGGAGAGAGAUCGGGAUCGGGAGAAGAUUCCCUCCUCGUCGUCCAGCUCAUCUUCGCACUCGCAUCGUCGCCGGAGUUCUGAAAGCAGCAGAAGCAGCCAGAACAGCUCAUUCAAAACGAAGGAUCCAGUGGCGGAUUCUGUUCUGCCACAAGCAGUGGCUGCUGCCCUAGAGCAGCAAAUCAAAGUGGAGGAGAGAAUCAAAACAGAACCAGUAGAAACUAAACUAGAAACGGAAGCAGAACCAUUACCAGUACUUACUAACCUCAUCAAAACUGAAGCGGAAAUCAAAAAGGAAUCACCGGUGGAGCCACCCAAGCCAUUGGUGAAUGGAGAGGCGGCAGCAAAGACCCGAGAGGAGGUCACUAGGCAGCUUCAGUUUGGGGACAAGAGCUCCAGUUCCAAACUGAUGCCAUCGCCGGCGCCGAAAACCAGUUCCGGAUCAAACUCUUCAGCCAGCAAUCAUUCCUCCAGCCAGAGCAGCAGCAGCCGAAAGACCUAUACGUCGUCAUCUUCCUCUUCAUCCUCCAGCAACCAUCACAAGAGUUCCUCGUCGUCAUCUUCCCGUCACACCUCCUCCUCUUCAUCCUCUUCUCGGGACUGCUCCAAGUGCUACAAGCGCUCCAAGAUCCGGCGAACCAGUGUAGGCGUUCAGUGCCUGCAGCAUGCCCCAGCCGCUGGACCCUGGCAAACUGUUCAAAGCCUGCCACCAAGGCCCAACCGAAAACCACCAGCUGGCUUGGAAAACCUUAAGUACGGCUGCUACUUCCAGGUGGAGCAGUAUCCGAAUGGCGGGGCCUCCAUUGUUCACCUGUAUCAGCAUGAAAUCGAUGCAUUGCCGCCGGACGAAAUGGAGGAGCUUGUGGAUGAGUUUUUUGAGGUCUGCUUCGCAGAGGAUGAACAGGGUUAUGCCCACCAUGUGAUGGGCAUUGUCCACGAUGCGGCGCGUUAUCUUCCCGAUCUUCUCGAGCACAUGGCCGAGAACUACUCAACGUUAACGGUGAAGGCGGGAGUUCUCGGACGCAACUCGGACAUCGAGACCUGUACGAUGUCGCAGUACAAUGAGCAGGUGGUUCGCAAUUAUUGCCAAGGAACCUUUCGAUAUGGACCCUUGCAUCAGAUCAGUCUGGUCGGCAAAGUGCAUGAAGAGGUCGGCGGCUAUUUUCCGGAUCUCCUGGGUCGCAUCGAAAUGAAUCCAUUUUUAAGAAAGACCAUGCCUUGGGCUUGUAAUUCCAUACUUCAAACGGACCCCCGUCAGUCGAACGAUGGUCCCAUCCUCUGGAUACGUGCUGGAGAGCAGUUGGUUCCCACUGCAGAGCUAAAUAGCAAGACCCCGCUCAAGAGGCAGAGAACUCGUAUUAAUGAGCUGCGAAACCUUCAAUAUCUGCCCCGUUUAUCGGAGGCCCGUGAGACGAUGAUCGAGGAUCGGACCAAAGCUCAUGCGGAUCACGUAGGCCAUGGCCACGAACGCAUCACCACCGCUGCAGUUGGCAUACUGAAGGCUGUGCACUGUGGACAGACUUACUCGCAGAACCGCAUCACCAAAGACGUGGUCGCUUUUGCCGCCCAGGACUUCAAUACAAUGGUGGAAAUGCUGCAGCUGGACCUGCACGAGCCCCCGAUCUCUCAGUGCGUGCAGUGGAUCGAGGACGCCAAGCUGAACCAGCUGCGCCGAGAGGGCGUCCGCUAUGCCCGCAUCCAGUUGUGUGACAACGACAUAUACUUCCUCCCCCGCAACAUAAUCCACCAGUUUCGCACUGUGACGGCGGUGACGAGCGUAGCUUGGCACCUGCGCCUUCGACAGUAUUAUCCCGGUCAGGAGGUGAUUAACGAGAAAAACAACCCUGUGCUAGCCGAAACACCGCACUACAAGGAGAAGCAAACGAUCCUGCCAAACCCGAUCAGCCACGACGAAUGUGGCAAAAAGACGCCCUCAAAGCGAGCACACGAUGGCAGGACGAAAAAGAAACUUAUUGAUAUCGAUGGCAAGGAGCGUCGUUCCAGUGAGAGUAGUAUGGACGAGCAGCCAUCCGCAGGAAGCUCCUCUCCAAGCCAGAAUCAGGAAAGCAACAGCAACAGUAGCAGUCAAAGCAGCACCAGUGGAGCUAGUACUCCCAAAAAGAAGACCAGCAAAGACGACUCCAAGAUAGAUAUGAGGAAAAUGGUCCUGGAACACAAAUAUAAACUGACCAAAGCGGCUGUUGUGGGAACUCAAGAGAAGGAGAAGCCCAAGAAGGAUAAGGAGAAGGAAAAGACAAGGGAGAAGGAUAGGGAUAAAGAGAAGGAUAAGGAAAAGGAAAAAGAAAAGGAAAGGAGGAGCGAAACUCCCAAAAAGCAUACAACGCCAGCCAAGAGUGGCUCCAUAAGUGAGCCCUCGCCUGCCAAAAUUCCCCGUUUGAACAACGACACAACUCCCAGUUCUCCUGCUCCCACAGUUGUUCCCACGGCUGCUUCUCCACUCAAACCUAUAACUAAUCCUAUACCUGCAUCUGCACCACCUUUACCUGUUCCAACUCUUCCUGUAGCUGCUGCACCACCCAUCCUGUCCGGACUGCCACCGCCACUUGUGCCUCAAACGCCCUUCAUUCAUCGCCUAAACCAAAAGGAGCCUGAGAUAAAGAUCCAAGUGAAGAUCGUGUCCGAUAGCAAAAGUGAUAUCAGUACCUCCAGUCUAGCUCUGUCUACAGCAGCGCCACCACCACCUCCGCCGCCCCCUCCGGAUCCUGUUGAGGAUGUGGCAAAUGAGCUCAUUGUGGAGAGCACACCCCAACUAAUCGUCGAUCACGAGGAGGAGGUCACCGAAGUGUGUGCGGAGGAAAUUGUGGAAAUGGAUAUACCAAUUCCCAAGGAACCAGCCCCAGCUGUGGCUCCUACAUUACUAACUACUAGUUCUUCAUCACUAAUAAAUGUUCCUCCACCACCAACCCCAGCUCCCACACCCAUAACACUUUCUGCACUGCAUCCACCGCUACCGGUUGUAGCUGCUCCACCUCCACCGCCACCCACUCAAAUUGUCAAAGUGGUUCUCCCAGCUUCAUUGACUCCUCUUACCAGAAUGUCGGUGGUUUUGCCACCCUUGCCGCCUUUGCCUCCAUCGCGGGCAACAGCACCACCUCCUCCACCACCUCCGCCGAACAGCAAAGGAAGCGGCACCACCAUCCCCAUAGCAGCCACAGUUUCCCCGCUGAAACCCACCUACAAAACCAUUAGUUUACCCUCACAUAAGAUCAUCAUCGCAGGCACCGCCGGAGGGAACCGCGUUUCCGUAGCGAAAGGCGCGGCUAAGAGACCUGUGGACCUUUUGGGUUCCAUCAUGGCCAGCAUGGACAAGCCAGCGGGGAGUGGCUCCAAUAGUAACUCCUCAUCAUCGACAUCCUCGGCAACAACGAAUAGUUCGCUCUCCUCAUACACCAACUCCAACAGUAGCUUCUGAAAUUGGAAGAAGGAAUGGCAGGAGAGCGAAAGUAGAGGCUCCUAUUUGGACUUUAUGUGAAACUAUAUAUUUUGUAAAUUUAAAAGCCGCUCGGAUUUCCGUUUAACGGAUUUCGAGGUGCUAAAUCCUUUUCAGGAAGAUCUCAACGCUGAAAAAGAUAUAGGUACGUUAAGUAUCGCUCACUUACUAUAACAUUGUCAUGGGUUAAAAUUUUAUAAUUGUAUUAAGUAGUGCGAAAUGUUUCGCAAUAACAGGCUUUAUAUUCUGUAUAAGUUUAGUUAUACAUCUUCUUUUUUUUUGGGAAAAUUUGUAUUCCUUCUCCAAUAUAAGCCAGCACAGUUUUGUAUUAAGUGAGCGAAAUCUCAUCCAGUGCCGAGAGAUCUUCCAUUGUAAAUAGCCAAAAGCUUAUAUGUAGUCCUACACCUCACAUACAAACACCCCUAUAUUUGAUAAAGAACGUAGAUUUUUAAGCUCAAAAUGCGAGACACUUGAUAGAUAUGUAGUUUUUUAAUUUAUUUACACCACCAACCACACCGCAGGCACUUUUUAGAUACAACAAUUGAACGUUUUUUAAUGCAGGCAGGUACAUUUAACUGUUAUAGUGUGUAUUUUUUAAUGGCACGCACCUAAUUGGCCAGAGACAUUCGUACUCGUUAAAAGUAUAAAUUAAAAGCCACAAGGCUUGGCCAAGGUCCCAGUUUAAUUUCCUUCUCAACAACUUUUUUGAAAAGUGUUUUGAAAGUGCGUAGAACAAUACACACAUUGAUAAUUACAAUAUAUAUAUACACCAUAUAUAACUGUAGAAUUAAGCCAGCUUACACGUUGAAGAAACAAUAAAGAUUCGGAUCGUA